UUACUCGUCACCGGGAGGAAGACGACGCUGGCUGACCAGAGGCCCAUGAGGAGCUGCAGUUAUGGGCGCUGUUGCUGUGGACUGCACAGCUAAGAAAGGUACCUUGGAGGGAAAGGAAAUCAUCCCAGUGUCUCCAGCAUCCCAUGUGUGUGUGGCGAGAAGUCACAUUCCAGAUUGUUAUUUUGUGUCAGUAAGUAAUCCAUGAAGUGCCAACAUGGGAAAGAAACGGACAAAGGGGAAAACUGUUCCAAAUGAUGAUUCUUCUGAAUCUUUAGAACCUGUGUGCAGACACCUUAGGAAAGGGCUGGAGCAAGGUGGUUUGAAAAAGGCCUUAGUGAACGUGGAGUGGAAUAUUUGCCAAGACUGUAAGACGGACAAUAAAGUAAAAGAUAAAUCGGAAGAAGCAACGGAAGAAGGCCCUUCAGUUUGGCUGUGUCUUAAAUGUGGCCACCAGGGCUGCGGCAGGGACUCCCAGGAGCAGCACGCUUUGAAGCACUACAUGACGCCCAGGUCCGACCCGCACUGCCUGGUCCUCAGCCUGGACAGCUGGAGUGUGUGGUGUUACCUGUGUGACGAUGAGGUCCAGUACUGCAGUUCACACCGGUUGGGCCAAGUGGUUGAUUAUGUGAGGAAACAAGCCCGUGUUACAACUUCAGAAUCAGCAGCAAAAGAUAAUGGUAACAUUGAACUUGAAAAUAAAAAAUUAGAAAAAGAGAGUAAAAAUGAGCAAGAGAGAGAAAAAAAGGAAAACAUGGCUAAAGAAACACCCACGAAUUUUACUUCCCAGCUCACCGUGAAGGGUCUCAGUAAUCUGGGAAAUACGUGCUUCUUCAAUGCCGUUAUGCAGAAUUUGUCACAAACACCAGUGCUUAGAGAGCUACUGAAAGAAGUAAAAAUGUCUGGAGCCAUUGUAAAAAUUGAACCACCUGACUUGGCACUAACAGAGCCCUUGGAAAUCCACCUCGAGCCUCCAGGCCCUCUGACGGUGGCCAUGAGCCAGUUCCUCGCUGAGAUGCAGGAGGCCAGGAAGGGCGUUGUGACACCCAAGGAGCUGUUCGCCCAGGUCUGUAAAAAAGCAGUGCGUUUUAAAGGCUAUCAGCAGCAAGACAGCCAGGAGCUGCUUCGGUAUUUGCUGGAUGGCAUGAGAGCGGAAGAACACCAAAGAGUGAGUAAAGGAAUUCUUAAAGCAUUGGGUAAUUCUACUGAAAAAUUGGAUGAAGAACUAAAAAAUAAAGUUAAAGAUUAUGAAAAGAAAACAUCAGCACCAAGUUUCGUGGACCGCAUCUUUGGGGGUGAACUGACUAGCACGAUCAUGUGUGAUGAAUGUGGAACGGUCUCCUUGGUUCAUGAGUCUUUCCUUGACUUGUCUCUGCCAGUUUUAGAUGAUCAGAGUGGUAAGAAAAGUAUAAAUGAUAAAAAUCUGAAAAAGACAAUGGAGAAUGAAGAUAAGGACAGCGAGGAAGAAAAAGAUAACGACAGUUACAUGAAACAGAGAAAGGAUGUUCUGUCGGGAACGAGUAAGCACUUGCAGAAGAAAGCCAAGAAGCAAGCCAAGAAGCAAGCCAAGAACCAGCGAAGGCAACAAAAAAUUCAAGGAAAAGUUCUUCAUUUAAAUGAUAUCUGUACUAUUGACCAUCCUGAAGACAAUGAAUGUGACGCUGAAAUGUCAGUUCAGGGAGAAGUGGGUAUUAGAUCCGACCAUGUCUCACAGGAAGAAGUUAUCAAUAAAGAAUAUUGUGUUAAUCAGAAAGACUUGAAUGACCAAGAAAAUAUGGUAGAAAGUGUAACUGACAAUCAGAAGUGCACAGAGGAAGUGGAUGUGGAUUACGAUCUGGAGGCUCCGCCAUCUCCCGCCGAACAUCCUGAGAAUUUAAACGGUGCCUGUGUGGAAGAUGGGGGCCCUGGGGAAGAGGACAUUUUGAGGGGUUUCAGGAACCUGAACUUGGAUGCUGCUCUUCACCCUGACGACAUACACGUAGAGAUUAUGAACGGCAGCCCUGCUCCCGGGACCAAGGUGUAUGAGGUGGUGAACCAAGACCCGGCGACUGCGUUCUGCACCCUCGCCAGCAGGCAGGCCGUCGGCGCUGACGACGGCUGCAUCCAGCACUGCCUGUACCAGUUCACCCGGAACGAGGAGCUCCGAGGUGCCAACCAGCUGCUGUGCGAAGCGUGCACCCGGAGACAGCUCAGUGCCCCGAAGGCAAAUCUGAAAGGUGAAAGGAAACAUGUUUACACCAAUGCCCAAAAGCAGAUGCUCAUUUCUCUCGCUCCUCCUGUUCUCACCCUUCAUUUAAAGAGAUUUCAGCAGGCUGGUUUUAACCUGCGCAAAAUUAACAAACACAUAAGAUUUCCAGAAAUAUUAGAUUUGGCUCCUUUUUGUACCGCUAAAUGUAAGAAUGUUGCCGAGGAAAGCACCAGGGUGCUGUACUCCCUGUACGGAGUCGUGGAGCACAGCGGCACCAUGCGGUCCGGGCACUACACCGCCUACAGUAAGGCGCGAGCGGCAAACACUCGCCUGUGUGAUCUCGUUCUCCACGGGGACGUCCCACAAGAUUUUGAAAUGGAGUCAACCAAAGGGCAGUGGUUUCACAUCAGCGACACCCACGUACACGCUGUGUCUACAGAUAAAGUGCUGAACUCACAGGCGUACCUCCUGUUUUAUGAGAGAAUCCUCUGAGUUUCAGCACUUCCAGAGAAGUGCUUUCUCUGGAAACGCAUUCAGGUUUUUACAAGAGCUGUAAGAGUAAUAAAAAGUAAAGACUAGAUCAUGUUCGCUUAGAAUUGAGUCCAUGCCAGAAGCAGUCGUACGUGCUGAAAUACCGAAGGGCAAGUACCUGCAGGUUGACCACAGUUCUGUCAGUGGCUUCUCACUCCUGCUUCCCGGUCCUGUGUGGACUCUGAAUCAAGUGCUCUGGGUAACGUGUGUGGUGGUGGGUAACAUGCAUCAAUAAACUGACUUACCCCCAAA
Molecule: messenger RNA, 2968 nt
Organism: Phyllostomus discolor (pale spear-nosed bat)
Lineage: Eukaryota; Metazoa; Chordata; Mammalia; Chiroptera; Phyllostomidae
Gene: USP16
Product: ubiquitin specific peptidase 16
Exons: 19
Coding region: 215-2677 (820 amino acids)
Biological process (GO): regulation of cell cycle; regulation of gene expression
Cellular component (GO): cytosol; nucleus
Molecular function (GO): zinc ion binding; cysteine-type endopeptidase activity; cysteine-type deubiquitinase activity
Source: RefSeq, a predicted model, not a curated record